Erpetoichthys calabaricus (reedfish) is the source of this 2399-nucleotide messenger RNA. Its product is annotated as cytochrome P450 4V2. The transcript has 11 exons. Gene Ontology annotation, molecular function: monooxygenase activity; oxidoreductase activity, acting on paired donors, with incorporation or reduction of molecular oxygen; iron ion binding. Bases 262 to 1788 code for a protein of 508 amino acids. The record is from RefSeq and is a predicted model, not a curated record. NCBI's taxonomy places the organism in Eukaryota, Metazoa, Chordata, Cladistia, Polypteriformes, Polypteridae.
ACGGUGAAAUGCAAGAAAUAGUAAAAUAGGCUGAAAGUCAAUUGCUUUUACACAACUAACGUGUCGUUAUCUUGUAUCGUGAUAAUUAUUAACAGGAGCGGGGAAGAUUAAAGUCACAUUCUAAAAUAAGCAAGGAUCCUAUUCGCCAAAGCUUUCUUUUAUUCCGCGAACUCCCCCGACUUACGUCACAUCUAGAAACAAGCGAAAACUGCGGGCCAUAGAGAGGUUCUUUAAGGGUAAAGGGUUGAGAAGAACUCGAACAUGUCUGUGGACGUCGGUCUGCUGCUUACCUGGUUAUUGGGAGGCGCGAUUAUUGCUGCACUCGCAGUUUUAAUUAUUCCUUCACUGGCCUCUUAUGUGCACAAAUGGCGAGUACUUUGGCCAGUCACAGCUCCCGGUCCAACUUUUCCUAUCGUAGGCAAUGCACUCCAGUUUAAAAGUGGCGGAGGAGAAUUUUUUAACCAGAUUAUUCAGUAUACUAAUGAAUUCAGGGAUGCACCUUUGCUCAGAAUCUGGGUUGGAGUACUACCAUUUGUUGUGUUGUAUCAUCCUGAAAAUGUCGAGGUGUUACUGAGCAGUUCCAAACAUAUUGAUAAGUCCUAUGCAUAUAAAUUCCUGCAUCCAUGGCUAGGAAAAGGCCUUUUGACAAGCACUGGUGACAAAUGGCGUUCACGUAGAAAGAUGUUAACACCAACAUUUCACUUUUCUAUCUUGGCUGAGUUUCUGGAAGUCAUGAAUGAGCAGUCAGAAAUAUUAGUGGAAAAACUGAGAAAACAAGUGGGCAAAGAACCUUUUAACUGCUUCAAUUACUUUACGCUUUGUGCUUUGGAUAUUAUUUGUGAGACAGCAAUGGGUAAAAGUGUAUACUCACAGAGUAACUCGGAUUCUGAAUAUGUUCAUGCUAUAUAUAGGAUAAGUGAUAUUAUACAUAAAAGACAGAAAAUGCCAUGGUUUUGGCCUGAUUUUGCCUUUUAUCUGUUUGGUGAAGGAAGGGAACACGAUAAAUGCCUAAAAAUUCUACAUUCCUUCACUUUAGAUGUCAUAGCUGAGAAGGCAGGAAAUAUUGCAUAUACUGAUAUUGACAGCAAAGACUCCAAAAAGAAAAGGAGAGCUUUUCUUGAUAUGCUUCUUAAUGCAACUGAUGAGAAUGGAGAACGACUAAGUAAUGAAGACAUCCGAGAGGAGGUGGACACUUUCAUGUUUGAGGGUCAUGACACAACAGCUGCUGCCAUGAAUUGGGCACUGUAUCUAUUAGGGUGUUACCCAGAGGAACAGAAGAAAGUUCAAAAUGAGCUUAAUGAAGUGUUUGGUAAUUCUAGCCGCCACGUUUCCAUGGAUGAUCUGAAAAAGUUGAAAUACCUGGAAUGUGUCAUUAAGGAAUCCCUCCGCUUGUUCCCUUCUGUUCCUAUGUUUGCACGGACUAUUUGUGAAGACUGUAACAUUGCUGGUCAUGAAAUCCCAAAAGGAGUCAAUGCAAUUAUAAUUCCUUAUUCUCUACAUCGUGAUCCAAAAUGGUUCCCAGACCCUGAAAAGUUUAAUCCAGAGCGCUUUCUUCCAGAAAAUUCUUCACAGAGACACCCCUUUGUAUUUGUCCCUUUUUCUGCAGGCUUAAGAAACUGCAUAGGUCAACGCUUUGCAAUAAUGGAGGAAAAGGUUGUUUUAUCUACCGUAUUACGUCAUUUUCAAGUGGAGUCUAAGCAAAGGCGGGAAGAACUGGACAUUGCUGGAGAGCUCAUUCUUCGUCCAGAGAAUGGAAUUUGGAUUAAACUCAUAAACAGAAAAGUCUGAACAAUAUAAUAAUAAUAUUUGUUACUGUAGGUCUUACAUUUCAACUUAUUUACCCCUCAAUUUAGAUCAUAGUUUUUGUCAUAAAUUUUGCAAUAGACGCAGAAUAAAUUAAUAAGUAGUAUGGUAGAGAGUAGUAGAGAUCUUCAAAAUUUGACUCAAUGUUAUUUAGAAAAAUCUUGGAGAAUAAGAUUGGCCAGUUUGUUGGGUUGAAUGGUCUGUUCUCAUCACAGUUGUUCGAAUGUAACAGGCUAAGUUCUUGAGCAUACCCAAUAGGUUAUGCCCAUUUUAAGCCAAACCUAAAAUCCUGCGAUCUCAGCUCCUCCUUACUUAGUGAAUUAUAUUCUUUGUAUAAGCAAUACAAUUCUAUAAGUAACUGUAUAUAAACAAUGAGAAGUCAAGCAAAAUGACAAAUUUUAUUGGCUAACUGAAGCGAUUCCAAUAUGCAAGCUUUCGAGGCAACUGAGGUUCAAUAAGCCAAUAAAAGGUCAUUUUUUGCUUGACUUCUCAUUGUAUCCCUAAUGGCUAACAUGGUACAACAUUACAAACCUUUAAAUUAAUCACAGCUUACUGGAAAAAUCCAAAUUUACAGGAUCUAUUAGUUCAUGCAUCAU